This is a messenger RNA of Colossoma macropomum (tambaqui), 3144 nucleotides long. It is a transcript of the gene stx7l, whose product is annotated as syntaxin 7-like. Gene Ontology annotation, molecular function: SNARE binding; SNAP receptor activity. Bases 169 to 939 code for a protein of 256 amino acids. The transcript is spliced from 10 exons. Gene Ontology annotation, biological process: vesicle-mediated transport; vesicle fusion; intracellular protein transport. NCBI's taxonomy places the organism in Eukaryota, Metazoa, Chordata, Actinopteri, Characiformes, Serrasalmidae. Gene Ontology annotation, cellular component: endomembrane system; SNARE complex; membrane. The record is from RefSeq and is a predicted model, not a curated record.
CUGCGUGUUCUCCUUGAGGCGGAAAGUCACUGAACGUCAACCAAUCCCAACCGCACCGAGGCAUCACAUGACAGGCUCCGCUUCAGCCGUGAGGAAAUCUGCUGUGGGCACUUUCGCUGCUACAAAGUCGAGUGGUGGAGGAGCUGAAAGGCCAGUUUGUUUAUCACCAUGUCGGGAUCCAGAGACCCAAAUCUGCUAGCUCAGACGAUCGGCUCGAACAUCCAGAAUAUAACGCAGCACACAUCUGAAAUCCAGAGAAUAGUGACCCAACUCGGAACAGACAAGGACACAACAGAGCUCCGACAGAGACUGCAGCAGAAACAGCAGCAUGUCAACCACCUGGCUAAAGAAACGGAUAAGUGCAUGAAGGAGUUCACCUCUUUACCUGUGACAGCUGAUCAGCGCCAAAGAAAGAUACAGCGAGAACGGCUUGUCAGCGACUUCUCCAAUGCGCUGGCAAUUUUCCAGAAAGUUCAAAGACAGGCGGCGGAGAAGCAGAAAGAGUUUGUGGCCAGAGUUCGUGCCAACUCAAGAGUUUCGGGUGGCUUUGCUGAUGAUGCAUUUGGAGGAAGGGCUUCAUCUUUUGAGAGUGAGAGCCAAGCUCAGAAACAGAGUUUUGACGAUGGCAUCACUGAGGAAGAUCUGCAUCUCAUCCAAGAGAGAGAGACAGCCAUUAGACAGCUGGAGUCGGAUAUCACUGACAUCAAUGAAAUCUUCAAAGACCUGGCAGUUAUGGUGCAUGAACAGGGAGACAUGAUUGACAGCAUAGAGGCCAAUGUAGAAAACGCAGAGGUGAAUGUACAGUCUGCCACGCAGCAGCUGGCCAGGGCUGCCACUUAUCAGCAAAAAUCUCGCAAGAAAAUCUGCAUCCUGAUCAUCGUACUAGUGGUGCUGGCUGUGAUCGUGGGCCUGAUCAUCUGGGGCUCGAUCAAAGGAUAAGAUGCUUCACUCACCUGGAUCUUCACAGGUGACUACUGACAUGCCUUCCAGUUGGAGGAUGAGGAGAAAAGCACUAUAUAUGUAUAAGAUUGGCCAAAGGGGCCUGUUUUUCGCGCAUAGACCAAAUCUUGGACUAAAUUACACUGUCAUUGGGAAUCGUCAUGAUCAAUAUGUGCCAUUGAAUCACCACAAAGUGACAUUAAGGUUCAGUCAGUUAAAACAAACUCCAUAUGGAGCAGUUUAGUUAAAACUUUUUUAGCAGAUGAAUCAGAAUUUUCAUGCCCUCCAUUCUGUAAACUCACAUUGUUCUUAUGAAAGAGCAAAAUGAGACUCUCCUUCAUGCAAAUGUCACUAAUAACGAAUGAAAGGUAGCAACCUUCAGUUAGCGGUGUGCAGGUUAUAUCAUGCUAAUUGGAGGAUUUUAGAUUGACUCUUUUAUUAGCCUUGUUAGCAUUACAAUCGAUCAUUUCUUUUAAUUAUAUUCAAUGAGUAAUCAAAAUCACUAAGUUAACGCUGCUGUCCUUUUGGAGAGCCAGGUCUGAAUGUAGGAUAGUGGUGAGUUCCACCAUUUUUCCCUGCCAAAAGUCAAAGCUUGGCUUUGAUUUGGAUAGUUUCACGGUUAACAUGAUGGGAGCCUUUAACAUUUGUUUAGAUGAUGACUUUAAUUUCAUAGACUUCCAUUGUGUGAAAAAGAAACUUCAUGUACGUUGAAGGAACAGCUUAAGUGCUGUAUAUUUGCUUUGCAAAGUAGCCAUGCUCUGCUUAACCUACAGAGAGCAUCUGUAUCUGUGUUUGUUUUCUCGCGUUACUAAUUUAAAAAUUAAUAAUUAAUAGGAAUCGAUUAGUUACUAUUUGCUUUUUUAUGCAAUUGGCAAGUGCAUUUUCAUUCUGCUGUACAAUGGUGGUAAAAGUCUUUUGGCUGUUCUGUGUCAAACUGAUCGUCUCCAAUCCAGUUUUUGACAGCACUUUUUCAGACACUCCCCAGAAAUAUGGGGAUAUAUUUUCAAACCCAUAGUAGAUAAUAUCUUGGUCUUGCCAGAAUUGUCAAAAAAACUGAAGCUGCAGAGGUUGGAAAUUAAUUACUAUUUGAAUCUGUCCAAUUGUCAUUCAGUCUUGACCUCUGCCAACCUUCAUGUUAUAGGGAGCUUCCAUUAUUAAUAUACUAAUCAUUGUCCAGCACUGCCUUGUGAAGGGAGUUCAUUUUGACUAUACAGGGCAUGCAGGCUUAAUUAAUAUAAAGCAUCUGAUCUGUUUUAACUUAUUUCACUUAUUGUUACCUUACCAUGUUGUCAGUGUGGUCACCAUUAUUGGCAGUUCACUUGCGGUAAACAGUCCAUGCAUUCACUAUGCAACACUAGUUUUAAUGUAGCAUUUCAGCAGAUAUCAUAACUGUGUUUAUGGCCAAAUCUGAUGCUUGUCUGAACAUCUCUAAACCAGAAAUCGGCACUGAGUCUGGUCUUUUCCACUCUUAAUUGGGUCACAGUCAUUGGCCUUCCGGAAAAUGUAAGCAGUUAGCUUUUUGAAAGACUGAAGGAGUCGGAGUGCCAAGGUUUGUGAAUAUCUAGAAAAUGAAGUGCCAUUUAAAAAAGCAUUCCAGUUUUACAUUAGUCAUUGUGUUGCCUUGCCAAAAAGACAGUACACAGGCUUAGGGGAGAGAGUCAGAUCUGAGAGUUGUAAUGAUAAUUUUAUUCUGUGAUACAAACACAUUUCUGGAAAGUUAUUGUGCCUUUGUUGUUUUUUUUUAAGAAAUUCAGCGUGCAUUUCUUUAUGUCAAAGACACGUCUGCAGCUUUCCUGCUAGCUUUUUUUGUUCUCCGGCAGGUUCUGGUUUUAACUGUAACAACUUGCAUCAAAUUGUGGAUUUAGGGUAGAAUUAAUUCAUCUCUCUUCAUUAGCUUCACUUCAGAUCUCGUCAGUUUCUAGUUUUAAUUUUGCAGUUUAUUCUUUUUUUUUUUAAUUUUAUAAAAUGUAAUCACAUAAUAAUAUGCAGCCUUAUUAAGAAAAAAAUGUAUUUGAAUCAGAGCAUAAUUUUCCAUGCUUUGUUUAAUAAAUAUGAUUUUAAAUGUUUCAUCUCUUUGUGUAAUAUGCCAUCAAAACAUAUGUAGUGUUGAAAAUGAAAUGAAGUUCUAGCUAUCAGAAACACUUUUUAAUGUUUGUGUUGCAAAGACUAAUCUAGAAGCAAUAAAACGCUCCCUGUCAAUUUUUA